Molecule: messenger RNA, 3897 nt
Organism: Pollicipes pollicipes
Lineage: Eukaryota; Metazoa; Arthropoda; Thecostraca; Pollicipedomorpha; Pollicipedidae
Product: serine/threonine-protein kinase 10
Exons: 24
Coding region: 109-3897 (1262 amino acids)
Biological process (GO): protein phosphorylation
Molecular function (GO): protein serine/threonine kinase activity; ATP binding
Source: RefSeq, a predicted model, not a curated record
GGUUGGUGACGAAUGUCCGUUGUGUUAGGGAAAGCCUGUGAUUGACCGCUACGGUAGCUACGGUGUUUCCAGCUGGAUAUAGAGACCAUGGUGUAACAGAACGCCAAGAUGUCUUUUCUUAAGAAUUUGAAGAGCCUCUUCACUGGAGGCGGUGAGAACGCCUCCAAGAAGAGGCGCGUGUUGAACAAUGUGAAAGUCGGCAUCAACCCCGAGGAAGUGUGGGACCUGCAGGGAGAGCUGGGCGAUGGCGCCUUCGGCAAGGUUUACAAGGCGGUGCACAAGGACACGGCGCUGGUGGCCGCGGCCAAGGUGUGCGAGAUGAACGAGGACGACGAACUGGAGGGCUUCAUGGUCGAGAUCGACAUCCUCACCGAGAUGCAGCACAAGCAUGUGGUCAAGCUGCUGGACGCCUACUUGCAGAGGAAGCAGCUCUGGAUGCUGCUGGAGUUCUGCGACGGCGGCGCGGUGGACUCGAUCAUGGUGGAGCUGGACCGAGGCCUGAAGGAGCCGCAGAUCGCCUACAUCACCCGCGGCAUGGUCGAGGGCCUCGAGUACCUGCACAACAACAAAGUCGUCCACCGCGACAUCAAGGCUGGCAACGUGCUGCUCACCAUGGACGGUGGCGUCAAGCUGACCGACUUCGGCGUGUCGGCCAAGAACAAGCACACGCUGCAGAAGCAUACGACGUUCAUCGGCACGCCGUUUUGGAUGGCGCCCGAGGUGAUCAUCUGCGAGACCUCGCUCAGCGACCCGUACGACAAGAUGGCCGACAUCUGGUCACUGGGCAUCACCAUGAUCGAGUUCGCGCAGAAGGAGCCGCCCUACAACGAGCUGAACCCGGUGCGCGCCAUGCUGCGGAUACAGAAGUACGACCCGCCCACACUGGACCGGCCCAGCCAAUGGAGCAAGGAGUUCAACGCCUUUAUCCGCGCCUGCCUUAAGAAGGACGCCAGCAAGCGGCCCGAGGCCGUCGACCUGCUGCAGAUGGCGUUCAUCAACCGCACCCUGGACAACAAGCCGAUCCGGGAGCUGCUGCUCGAGUACAAGGCCGACGUGGUGGAGGGCAUCGAGGACGCCGCCGACGAGGACACUCGCGCCUCCCGGCUGAGCCUGGACUCGGGCCUGCCGCCCACCGACGAGGCCGACGAGGAGGCCGAACCCAAAACCACCGCCGAGCCGCCCGCCUCACCCAAGAAAAAGCCUGCGCCGAAACCGCCAGCGCCUGCUGAGCCGACCAAGUCCCCCGAGAAGAAGAAGCUACCAGCGCCGCCACCGCCGGUCGCCAGUGCAGUGGCGCCCUCAGUCCCGGCCGAGCCGGACACCGCGCCCGCUCCGUCCGCCAAGGUCCAACCGGACCCGGCCCAAACUAAGCCUGCCCCUGUGCCGGCGACCUCACAACCUGCAGUCGAUCAGCCUGCAGCCGGUCAGCCUGCUGCCGGUCAGCCCGCAGACGCCCAGCCUGCUGCCGCUCAGUCUGCGGUAACUGAGCCCAGUGCGACUCCGACAGAGGCGCUGCCGUCGGUGGAUCCGACACCGGCAGCGAUCGAGGAACAGAAGCCGACGCCGGCGCGGCCGGCCGACCAGAGACCGGCACCAGAGUCGCCAGCCGAGCAGGCUACUGCGCCGCCGGCCGCGGCGGCACCAGCUGCGGCGGCGACCAGCGGUCCGCCGCCGGCCGCGGGUGGCACAGUGACGACGCUCAUCCAGAGCGUCGACGGCGAGGCGCGCAUCCAGGUGGUGGACGCCGGCCGAACCGACUGGAGCGACGGCAGCCGCUCGCCGGAGGGCGGCGCCACCCCGCCCGGCACGGAGGCCGAAAGCGAAGCUGAACUGAGCGCGCACCAGAUCAUGGACUCCCUGAUUGGCGAGGUACUGCGGCUCCAGGAGGAGGACCGGCGCGCUGAGGGCGACGACGACUCGGACGACGGCUCGGCCGCGGCCGACGGCGCCGAAUCGCGGCUGACGAACGGCGCGGCGCCGCGGCCGCCCGGCCAGCGGCUCGACGACAGCGAGGUGGUGAUCGCCGGCAGCAGCAUCGUACACGGCGGCCCGCCGGACUCCGACCCCGGCAGCCGGUUCGAGCUGACGCUGGAGGAGACUGCCGGCACGCCGCGGUCCGAGCCCGAGCCCGAGCACGCGCCCGAGCCGGAGCCGGCUGAGCCGCACGUGUCGGUCAUACAAGUGGAGCCCGAGGAGGAGAAGGCGGCAGGCUCUGAGGCCACGCUCACCUCCAUGCUGGUGGAGGGCACGACGGUGGGCUCGUCCGACGUGGACCAGCUGGACGAGGACGAGGACGACGGCAGCGUGUUCUCGCCCGAGCUCAACUCCACCGCUCGGCCCGGCUCGCGGGCGAGCAGCGCCGACAGCGACGGCCUGCCCGAGGCCGACUCGGCCGGCAGUCAGAAGGAGAAUAUGCCGCCGCCGUCCGCGGUGCCCGCGCCGCGCCGCCAGCAGGACGACGACGAGGACGAAGACGUGGUGCUGAGGAAGAAGCGACCGCCGCUGUCCUCCCAGGACUCGUCCAGCGUGUCGCGCUCGUCCACCAUGAGCCGCACCAAGGAGGAGCAGGCCAUCUCGCACCUGCGCAAGAAGACGCGCAAGCGGACGCGGCGGUUCGAGAUCGACGGCGUCGUCGUCACCACCACCACGCACAAGGUGUUCUACGGCGACGACGAGUCGGCGUUCGUCGACGAGCAUGUGUUCAGGAAGCAGGAGCUGCGCGACCUCAAGAUGCUGCAAAAACAGGAGCAGAAGCAGUUCCGCGAGCUCAACGCCAAGUCGCAGCUGGGCCGCGACAACCAGCAGCGCAAGUUCGAGUCUGAGAUGGCGCAGCUGGUGCGCCAGUACGACAGCGACCUGGACAGCCUGCAGCGGCAGCAGAAGACGCAGGUGGAGCGGGCCGAGCUGCAGCAGGAUAACGACCUGCGCUCGGCGAGCAAGAAGAUCCGCGCCGAGCAGGAGCGGGAGCUGAAGACGUUCCGCGACUCGCUGAAGCAGGAGCUGCGUCUGCUGAAGCAGGAGACGGACAUGCUGCCGCGCGACCGCAGGAAGGAGGCCCACAAAGUCCGCAAGGACAAGCUGGACGGCGAACACCAGGAGAAGGAGCGGGCGUUUAUCGAGCGUCUGAACGAGUCGCACGAGUCGUCGCUGCAGCGGCUGGCCGAGCAGCACCGCGAGAAGAUCGCUCUCAUGGAGAAGCAGUUCCUGCAGCAGAAGCAGCAGUUGCUGCGCGCCAAAGAGUCGGCCGUCUGGGAGCUGGAGGAGCGUCAGAUCCACGAGAAGCACCAGAUGAGCAAACACCAGGUCAAGGAGGUGUUCUUCCUGCAGCGACACCAGAUGCUGCUGCGCCACGACAAGGAGCUGGAGCACGUGCGGCGCAUGAACACGCGGCGCACGGACGAGCUGGCGCGCCAGCAGCAGGUGGAACGGCGCGCGCUGCCCAAGCGCAUCCGUGCGGAGCGCAAGGCGCGCGAGCUCAUGUUCCGCGAGAGCAUGCGCAUCAGCAACACGCUGCCGCACCGCGCCAGCCUCUCGGAGGCGGACGGCGACGAGCGGGACCGGCUCAAGAAGUUCCUGGAGCAGGAGCGGAAACGGUACAAGGCGGAGGAGCAGCGGUUCGACCUGAAGCACAAGCGCAAGCUCGAGGAGCUGCGGGCCAAGGGCGAUGCCACCAUCAAGGAGCUGGAGCAGCUGCACAACGAGAAACGUCGCAUGCUGAUGGAGCACGAGUCGAUCAAGCUCAAAUCGCUGGAGGAGACGUACCAGACGGAGCUCAAGGAGUGGAAACACUCGCUGAAGCCCCGCAAGCAGAAACUGGAGGACGACUUCGCGGUGGAGCUGGAGGAGCAGGAGCAGUUCUACACGGGCCCGGGACGGCGACGGCGCUGCCUUGACUGA